Molecule: messenger RNA, 912 nt
Organism: Drosophila ficusphila
Lineage: Eukaryota; Metazoa; Arthropoda; Insecta; Diptera; Drosophilidae
Product: probable 3-hydroxyisobutyrate dehydrogenase, mitochondrial
Exons: 1
Coding region: 19-912 (297 amino acids)
Biological process (GO): L-valine catabolic process
Cellular component (GO): mitochondrion
Molecular function (GO): NAD binding; 3-hydroxyisobutyrate dehydrogenase activity; NADP binding
Source: RefSeq, a predicted model, not a curated record
UUCACCUGGAAGAAAACUAUGUUUUAUAGAAAAUCCAGUCACAUUGGCUUCAUUGGACUCGGCAAUAUGGGUGGAUACAUGGCAGGUAAUCUAUUAAAGUCCGGACAUAAGUUACAUGUCUAUGAUAUAUCCAGAAAAGCCUGCGAUGUUCUUGAAGCCAAGGGAGCUACAGUUUACACAAGAACUACAGAUCUUGCCAAGAAUUCCAAGAUUGUUAUCACCAUGCUGCCAAAUAAUUCUGUUGUGAAUGCUUCCUAUGAUGAAAUGAUUUCAGAAGGUGUUAAAAAAGGAACAGUUUUUCUCGACUGCUCCACCAUUUCAUCGGAAUUAGCUAAGUCUUUGCAAAAGAGAAUCAGCUUGAAGGGAGGUACAUUUUUAGAUGCUCCAGUUUCUGGCGGAGUUCCUGGAGCUGCAGAAGCCACUCUGACUUUUAUGGUAGGAGGACGUGAAAAUGAUUUCAAGGCCGUGAAAGAUAUCCUUCAAUGUAUGGGAAAACGAAUUAUCCACUGUGGAUCCCAUGGAAUGGGUCAGGCUGCCAAACUGUGCAAUAAUAUGAUGCUGGCAAUAUCUAUGCUAGCGGUUUCAGAGACCAUGAAUCUUGCAGUCGGCCAGGGAUUGGAUGCCAGGAUCUUUGCAGAGAUUCUUAACUCCUCAACUGGAUGCUGCUGGACUUCAGAAUCCUACAAUCCAGUUCCCGGAAUUACAGCCCUCACUAAAGCCAACAACGUUCCCAUAUCUUUAAUCAACAAGGAUCUUGAAUUGGUUGUCAAUGCAGCCAGCUCCUCGGAAUCCCCAAUCGCCAUGGGUUUAUUGACCCACAAAAUCUACAGCUCUUUAAUUACUCAGGGUCUUGGCGACUUGGAUUUUUCAGAUGUCUACAGCUUGAUGGAAUCGAAUAACUUUAAAUAUUAG